Messenger RNA from Aspergillus pseudotamarii, 2178 nucleotides. It is a transcript of the gene dppV, whose product is annotated as dipeptidyl peptidase DppV. The record is from RefSeq and is a predicted model, not a curated record. NCBI's taxonomy places the organism in Eukaryota, Fungi, Ascomycota, Eurotiomycetes, Eurotiales, Aspergillaceae. Gene Ontology annotation, molecular function: serine-type endopeptidase activity. Bases 1 to 2178 code for a protein of 725 amino acids. Gene Ontology annotation, biological process: proteolysis. The transcript is spliced from 8 exons.
AUGGGAGCUCUCCGGUGGCUCUCCGUUGCUGCUACUGCCUCGACCGCGUUGGCCCUCAACCCUGAGGGCCUGAUAAGCGCUCCACGGAGAUCGGAAGCGAUCCCUAACCCUUCUGGUGAUGUCGCGGUGUUCUCGCAAUCGCAAUACUCCUUCGAGACCCACAAGACUACCUCGCAGUGGAACCUGCUGGACCUCAAGUCAGGCGAUAUCAAGCUCCUGACGAAUGACAGCGAUGUCUCCGAGAUUGUCUGGCUGGGCUCGGAUGACUCCACCAUUCUCUAUGUCAAUGGCACCAAUGCCGACAUUCCGGGAGGUGUAGAAUUGUGGGUGUCGGACAUCUCCGAUUUCGCCAAUGGAUAUAAAGCAGCUUCAUUGCCAGCUUCAUUCUCCGGUUUCAAAGUCGUCACCACAGACUCCGGCGAUGUACGCUACGUCGCAUACGCCGAGUCGUGGGCAAAUGGCACAGCAUACAAUGAAGAGUUAGUGGCAAAGCCUCUGAGCUCUGCUCGCAUCUAUGACAGCAUCUACGUGCGCCACUGGGAUUACUACCUCACCACCCGAUUCAAUGCUGUGUUCUCUGGCACCUUGAAGAAGUCGGAGGGCAAGGGCAAGGCUACCUACAAGGCUGAUGGAGGUCUCAAGAACCUCGUCUCCCCUGUCAAGAACGCUGAGAGCCCCUACCCGCCUUUUGGUGGCGCCUCGGACUAUGACCUCUCCCCCGACGGCAAGUGGGUUGCUUUCAAGAGCAAGGCACAUGACAUUCCCCGUGCCAACUACACCACUGCGUAUAUCUUCCUUGUCCCCCAUGACGGAUCGAAGACCGCUGUCCCAAUCAAUGGACCCGAUAGCCCCGGUACCCCCGAGGGUGUCAAGGGUGACGCCGGCAGCCCGGUGUUCUCGCCGGAUAGCAAGAGGAUUGCGUACUGGCAGAUGGCCGAUGAGUCUUACGAGGCAGACCACCGCACAUUGUACGUGUACACUGUCGACUCUGAGAAGACUAUUCCUUCCCUUGCAGCAGACUGGGACCGGUCUCUCGACUCCGUGAAAUGGGCAGAUGACGACAAUCUUAUCAUUGGUGUUGAGGACGCAGGACGUAGCCGUCUGUUUUCUAUCCCAGCAGAUGCCGGCGACGACUACAAGCCUAAGAACUUCACUGACGGCGGUGUUGUAUCUGCUUUCUAUCAAUUGCCCGAUUCCACCUAUCUGGUUACCGCGAGUGCCAUCUGGACCAGCUGGAACGUCUACAUCGCUAGCCCCGAGAAGGGCGUGAUUAAGACGUUGGCCACUGCCAACAAGAUUGACCCUGAGCUGAAAGGCCUGGGUCCUGAAAUCGUCGACGAAUUCUACUAUGAUGGUGACUGGACCAAGAUCCAAGCCUUUGUUAUUUACCCCGAGAACUUCGACAAGAGCAAAUCCUACCCCCUUCUCUACUACAUCCACGGUGGACCCCAGAGCUCGUGGCUCGACUCCUGGAGCACCCGCUGGAACCCCAAGGUCUUCGCCGACCAGGGAUACGUAGUCGUCGCCCCCAACCCAACCGGAAGCAGUGGCUUCGGCGAUGCCCUCCAGGACGCCAUCCAAAACCAAUGGGGAGGCUAUCCCUACCAAGACCUCGUCAAAGGCUGGGAAUACGUCAACGAGAACUUCGACUUCAUUGACACCGACAACGGUGUCGCCGCAGGCGCCAGCUACGGUGGUUUCAUGAUCAACUGGAUCCAAGGUAGCGAUCUCGGCCGCAAAUUCAAGGCGCUGGUCAGCCACGACGGCACAUUCGUCGCAGAUGCCAAGGUCUCGACCGAAGAACUGUGGUUCAUGCAACACGAGUUCAACGGCACAUUCUGGGAUAACCGCGAAAACUACCGUCGCUGGGACCCCUCUGCUCCUGAACGGAUCCUCAAAUUCAGCACCCCAAUGCUCAUCAUCCACAGCGAUCUCGACUACCGUCUCCCCGUCUCAGAGGGUCUCUCUCUCUUCAAUAUCCUCCAGGAACGCGGUGUCCCUAGUCGGUUCCUUAACUUCCCGGAUGAGAAUCACUGGGUCCAAAACAAAGAAAACAGCCUCGUCUGGCACCAACAGGUGCUGGGCUGGUUGAAUAAGUACUCAGGUGUGGAAGAGUCAAACAAGGAUGCCGUCAGCUUGGAUGAUACUGUUAUCCCUGUUGUGGAUUAUAACCCGUGA